This is a messenger RNA of Uranotaenia lowii, 1684 nucleotides long. RefSeq lists its product as uncharacterized. Lineage: Eukaryota; Metazoa; Arthropoda; Insecta; Diptera; Culicidae. Gene Ontology annotation, molecular function: nucleic acid binding. Gene Ontology annotation, biological process: DNA integration. The record is from RefSeq and is a predicted model, not a curated record. The transcript has 2 exons. Bases 14 to 1267 code for a protein of 417 amino acids.
UGAUCAAGGCGUGAUGCGAGAAAACAGCCGUGUAAAAUCGUCGAACACAGUUCCUUAUGGCGUCCGUUAUCCUGUUAUUUUGCCAAGGAAACAUAGAUUAACUGAAUUGCUUGUUGAUUGGUAUCACCGUCGUUUUCAUCAUGCUAAUUCUGAGACUGUAGUGAAUGAAAUCCGUCAGAGCUAUGCAAUACCAAAACUCCGUCAAGUUGUAAAGAAAGUGUGCGCUGAUUGCCAAAUGUGCAAAGUCAGGAACGCAAGACCUUCUCAUCCUAUCAUGGCGCCAUUACCAGCUGCUAGAUUAGCCGAUCAUGAACGCCCAUUCACCUUUACUGGGCUUGACUACUUUGGACCGCUGUUUGUGAAAGUAGGACGUUCAUCAGUGAAGAGAUGGGUAUGUUUGUUUACUUGUCUAACUACACGCGCCGUACAUUUGGAAGUGGCGUUUGACUUAUCUACUGCUUCGUGUAUCUUCUGUGUCCGCCGUUUUAUUAGCCGCCGGGGAGCGCCUCUGGAAUUCUACAGUGAUAAUGGGACGAAUUUCCAAGGAGCGUCAAGGGUAUUACGAGAACAAAUUAAUCGGGGCUUAGCCAAUACAUUUACGAACUGUCAAACGAAGUGGACUUUUAAUCCGCCAGGGGCUCCUCAUAUGGGGGGCGUGUGGGAGAGACUCGUUCAAUCUGUCAAGUGUGCAAUUAAAGGCGCGUAUGAAGAGGGUAAAUUAAAUGAUGAGGGGUUGCAAACACUUUUAGUAGAAGCUGAAGGCAUAGUUAAUAGUAGGCCUCUGACGUACUUACCUUUAGAUGCAGCAGAAUACGAAGCUCUUACCCCUAACCACUUCUUAUUGGGAAGCUCGAACGGGGUAAAGCAACCAGCUGUACCAGUAGAAGAAAAUCGUAAACUGAAGACUACCUGGGAUCUUAUACAACAUGAGCUGGAUGUUUUUUGGAAACGUUGGCUUAAGGAAUACAUGCCAAUCAUACGUCGUCGAUCUAAAUGGUUUAAACAAGUUCGGUCAAUUGAAGUUGGGGACUUAGUCCUGGUGGUCGAUAACAAAGUGAGAAACGGAUGGAUGCGAGGACGUGUUGAGGAAGUGGUUGCUGGGUCAGACGAUCAAGUUCGACAAGUUUACGUGAGGACAGCCAAUGGACUUCUACGUCGAGCGGUUCAUCACCUUGCUUUAUUGGAUGUUGGACGAGCUAGUGCAGUCUCUGAGGAUACCGAGAUGCACCCGAGGGAGGAUGUCGGCAAACAGGCAACCCUGCCGUAAUCAUCACGGUUGGAAAACCGAUUUACGUAAUGAUAGUUAAUGAUGACAGGGAAACGAACGGAAAGACCGCAUGUGGUUAAGUCAAAUUGUUACAAGCGUGUACAUCGUGAGUUGGCAUUUUAUGUGCAUUAGUCGAUUUUUUAUCUAAAACCAAAAGUUGCUAAGUUUAUUCGUAUUUAUUCGUUUGCAUACGCAAAGAUCGAUUUGUCACGAAUCGUAAUUCCUGAGUUCCAGGUUAAGUCAUCUGUUUCGGUCCAUACGGAUGAUUCCGUUACUGCGGUGGUUCCGCUGAAUUCCGCGCUGUAACCUGUAAGUAAAGAAAAGAAUAAUUAAUCAAAAUUAGCUGAAAUUUUCUAAAAAAGGAUACACGAUUUCAUCACAGGAAUCACUCGAUUUUGUUAACACUUGACAAGAAGA